AUGGUACAGUCUGCGCAGGGACCGGCGCGCGGGCUGGGCUCCGCGCGGCGCCAGCUGCCGCACCGCGAUUACGGGCUGCCCGCCUGGAACCCGAGCCGAUCGCUGGCGAUUGCCUUAGCCAAGAGGUCUGGGCUACUGUUCCAAGUGCUUCAGAAUCUGAUCCUUUCACCUGUACCCCAGGAGCUCAAGGGGACCCGGAGAAGGCUUGGGAAGCUAGGUUUGCCAGGCACCGCUCCAGACCUGGAAAAGAGGAAACAGAUUUUUGGGCAAAACUUCAUACCUCCAAAGAAGCCAAAAACCUUCCUGCAGCUGGUAUGGGAAGCACUGCAGGAUGUGACGCUCAUCAUCCUGGAGAUCGCGGCCAUCAUCUCCCUGGGAUUGUCCUUCUACCACCCACCCGGAGAGAGCAAUGAAGGAUGUGCCACAGCCCAGGGUGGGGCAGAGGAUGAAGGUGAGGCAGAAGCAGGCUGGAUUGAGGGGGCUGCCAUCCUGCUGUCGGUCAUCUGCGUGGUCCUGGUCACAGCCUUCAAUGACUGGAGCAAGGAGAAACAGUUCCGGGGCCUGCAGAGCCGCAUCGAGCAGGAGCAGAAGUUUACCGUAGUCCGGGCUGGCCAAGUGGUCCAGAUCCCUGUGGCCGAGAUCGUGGUCGGGGAUAUUGCCCAAAUCAAGUAUGGUGACCUCCUUCCUGCCGAUGGCCUCUUCAUCCAGGGCAAUGACCUCAAGAUCGACGAAAGCUCGCUCACGGGGGAGUCUGACCAGGUGCGCAAGUCUGUGGAUAAGGACCCUAUGCUGCUGUCAGGGACCCAUGUGAUGGAGGGCUCAGGACGGAUGGUAGUGACUGCUGUGGGUGUGAACUCUCAGACUGGCAUCAUAUUUACCCUGCUGGGGGCUGGAGGUGAAGAGGAAGAGAAGAAAGACAAAAAAGGUGUGAAGAAGGGGGAUGGCCUUCAGCUACCAGCGGCCGACGGUGCAGCACCUGCAAACGCUGCAGGUAGCACAAAUGCCAGCCUAGUCAAUGGUAAAAUGCAGGAUGGCAGUGCCGACAGCAGCCAGAGCAAAGCCAAGCAGCAGGAUGGGGCGGCUGCUAUGGAGAUGCAGCCCCUGAAGAGUGCAGAGGGCGGUGACGCGGAUGACAAGAAGAAAGCCAACAUGCACAAGAAGGAGAAGUCGGUGCUUCAGGGCAAGCUCACCAAGCUGGCUGUGCAGAUCGGCAAGGCAGGCCUGGUGAUGUCAGCCAUCACAGUAAUCAUCCUGGUGCUCUACUUCACCGUGGACACCUUCGUGGUCAACAAGAAGCCAUGGCUGACAGAGUGCACACCUGUCUACGUACAGUACUUCGUCAAGUUCUUCAUCAUCGGGGUGACGGUGCUGGUGGUCGCCGUGCCCGAGGGCCUCCCUCUGGCUGUCACCAUCUCGCUGGCCUAUUCCGUGAAGAAAAUGAUGAAGGACAACAACUUGGUCCGCCACCUGGAUGCCUGUGAGACCAUGGGCAACGCCACGGCUAUCUGCUCAGACAAAACGGGCACGCUGACCACCAACCGCAUGACUGUGGUGCAGGCCUACGUCGGCGAUGUCCACUACAAGGAGAUUCCUGAUCCCAGCUCCAUCAAUGCCAAAACCAUGGAGCUGCUGGUCAAUGCCAUCGCCAUCAAUAGCGCCUACACCACCAAGAUCCUGCCCCCAGAAAAGGAGGGUGCCCUGCCCCGGCAGGUGGGCAACAAGACUGAGUGCGGCCUGCUGGGCUUCGUGCUGGACUUGAAGCAGGACUACGAGCCAGUGCGCAGCCAGAUGCCGGAAGAGAAGCUGUAUAAGGUGUACACCUUCAACUCCGUGCGCAAGUCCAUGAGCACUGUCAUCAAGAUGCCCGAUGAGAGCUUCCGCAUGUACAGCAAGGGUGCCUCAGAGAUCGUGCUCAAAAAGUGCUGCAAGAUCCUUAGUGGGGCGGGUGAACCCCGUGUCUUCCGGCCCCGGGACAGAGAUGAGAUGGUGAAGAAGGUGAUCGAGCCCAUGGCCUGUGACGGGCUCCGUACCAUCUGUGUGGCCUACCGUGACUUCCCCAGCAGCCCUGAGCCUGACUGGGACAAUGAGAAUGACAUCCUCAGUGAACUCACGUGCAUCUGCGUGGUGGGCAUUGAAGACCCAGUGCGACCUGAGGUCCCAGAAGCCAUCCGCAAGUGCCAGCGGGCAGGUAUCACAGUCCGCAUGGUCACUGGUGACAAUAUCAACACAGCCCGGGCCAUCGCCAUCAAGUGUGGCAUUAUCCACCCUGGGGAGGAUUUCCUGUGCCUGGAGGGCAAAGAAUUCAACCGGAGGAUCCGCAAUGAGAAGGGGGAGAUUGAGCAGGAGCGGAUUGACAAGAUCUGGCCAAAGCUGAGGGUGCUGGCUCGAUCCUCGCCCACGGACAAGCACACACUGGUCAAAGGCAUCAUUGACAGCACACACACUGAGCAGCGGCAGGUGGUGGCUGUGACGGGGGAUGGGACCAACGACGGACCGGCUCUCAAGAAGGCAGAUGUGGGCUUCGCAAUGGGUAUUGCAGGCACAGAUGUGGCUAAGGAGGCCUCAGACAUCAUCCUGACGGACGACAACUUCAGCAGCAUCGUCAAGGCAGUGAUGUGGGGCCGUAAUGUCUAUGAUAGCAUAUCCAAAUUCCUGCAGUUCCAGCUGACUGUCAACGUGGUGGCCGUGAUUGUGGCCUUCACGGGUGCCUGCAUCACACAGGACUCCCCCCUCAAGGCCGUGCAGAUGCUUUGGGUGAACCUCAUCAUGGACACGUUUGCCUCCCUGGCACUGGCCACAGAGCCGCCCACCGAGACGCUGCUUCUGAGGAAACCUUACGGCCGCAACAAGCCGCUCAUCUCCCGGACCAUGAUGAAGAACAUCCUGGGCCACGCCGUUUACCAGCUCACCCUCAUCUUCACCCUGCUCUUCGUGGGUGAGAAGAUGUUCCAGAUUGACAGUGGGAGGAACGCACCCCUGCACUCACCACCCUCAGAGCACUACACCAUCAUCUUCAACACCUUCGUCAUGAUGCAGCUUUUCAACGAGAUCAACGCCCGCAAGAUCCACGGCGAGCGCAACGUCUUUGACGGAAUCUUCCGGAACCCUAUCUUCUGCACCAUCGUUCUGGGCACGUUUGCCAUCCAGAUAGUGAUCGUGCAGUUUGGUGGGAAGCCCUUCAGUUGUUCUCCGCUCCAGCUGGACCAGUGGAUGUGGUGCAUCUUCAUCGGCCUGGGAGAGCUGGUCUGGGGCCAGGUCAUUGCCACCAUCCCUACCAGCAGACUGAAGUUUCUGAAGGAGGCGGGGCGGCUCACACAGAAGGAGGAGAUUCCUGAGGAGGAGUUAAAUGAAGACGUGGAGGAAAUAGACCACGCAGAGAGGGAGCUUCGCCGUGGCCAGAUCCUGUGGUUCCGGGGCCUGAAUCGGAUCCAGACACAGAUCCGCGUCGUGAAGGCGUUCCGUAGCUCUCUCUAUGAAGGGUUAGAAAAACCCGAGUCUCGAACCUCCAUCCAUAACUUCAUGGCUCAUCCUGAAUUCCGGAUCGAAGAUUCCCAGCCUCACAUCCCCCUCAUCGAUGACACCGACCUGGAAGAAGAUGCCGCGCUCAAGCAGAACUCGAGCCCGCCGUCCUCGCUCAACAAGAACAAUAGCGCCAUCGACAGCGGGAUCAACCUGACGACCGACACGAGCAAAUCAGCUACCUCUUCAAGUCCAGGGAGCCCCAUCCACAGCCUGGAGACGUCGCUUUAGCUGAGGCCCCUGUCGCCUGGCCACCCUCAUGGACCCGCCGCCACCCGCCUCCGGGCGCACACCCUUCCAGGCACCGACUCCCGAUGCAGCAAGGAGCACUCGGUGGAACCCACACAGCAGAAAGAGAACCCGUUUCCACCCACAGACCCUUUCUCUGGCUGCCAUGCUGUUUGAACUCUUUUUCACUCCUAGGUCAUGGGCAGGGUUGCCCUGGCGUCAUCUGGAGCAGAGAGUGGCGUGGGUUUUGUUUUGUUUUUGUUUUUCAAAAAAAAAUUAAUUAAUUAAAAAAAAAAA
Peromyscus eremicus (cactus mouse) is the source of this 4044-nucleotide messenger RNA. It is a transcript of the gene Atp2b2, whose product is annotated as ATPase plasma membrane Ca2+ transporting 2. NCBI's taxonomy places the organism in Eukaryota, Metazoa, Chordata, Mammalia, Rodentia, Cricetidae. The transcript has 23 exons. The coding region runs from base 1 to 3750 and encodes 1249 amino acids. Gene Ontology annotation, cellular component: postsynaptic density membrane; intracellular membrane-bounded organelle. Gene Ontology annotation, molecular function: PDZ domain binding; ATP binding; P-type calcium transporter activity. Gene Ontology annotation, biological process: regulation of cytosolic calcium ion concentration; calcium ion transmembrane transport. The record is from RefSeq and is a predicted model, not a curated record.